CUUUCGCUGGCCUCCAAGAAGUCCCUCAGUUAUAAAAGUCCUCAGUUGAAGCGAAGACAAGAAGGCGGCGAUGGCGUGCGGCGCUGUAAGCUUCCGUUUCCUCUCGCCUCGGAUGCCUCUGGCUUUCGUUCCCUCCGGUUUGUCUUCCUCUCCUCCUUCCUCUUCCUUCUCCAUGUCGGCCGAUUCUGCUGCUCCCCUCAAAAUUAGGGCAGCAAGGGCGCCGCCGCCGAUGCCUCCCCUGAAUCCCCGCGAUCCCUUCCUCUCCAAGCUAGCCGAAGCGGCUGCUGCCGCACCCGACCCUUUGGCUUUGGCGUCGUCCGGCAAUCGCGACAUGCCGCCCUACCUCGAUCUCUUUGCCUCCCCGACGCUCAUGGCUAGUCCAGCACAGGUAGAACGGUCUGUUUCUUAUAAUGAACAUCGACCAAGAAGACCUCCCCCAGAUUUGCCGUCAUUACUUCUUCAUGGACGAAUUGUCUACAUUGGCAUGCCGUUGGUGCCAGUUGUUACAGAGCUCGUGAUUGCACAAUUACUUUACUUGCAAUGGAUGGAUGCAAAAGAACCUAUUUUUAUCUACAUUAAUUCGACUGGAACAACACGUGAUGAUGGUGAAACUGUAGCAUUGGAAACAGAAGGUUUUGCUAUUUAUGAUGCUAUGAAACAUAUAAAGAAUGAGAUUGAGACAGUAGCUGUUGGAGCUGCAAUAGGUCAUGCCUGUCUAAUUCUUGCUGCAGGGAAAAAAGGUAGACGAUUUGCAAUGCCCCAUGCUCAAACUAUGAUCCAACAACCUCGUCUUCCAUCUACCGGCCUAAUGCAAGCAAGUGAUGUGAUUAUUCGUGCAGAGGAGGCAUUAAAGAAUAGAGACACAUUUGUUAAACUUUUAGCAAGACACACUGGGAAUUCUGUGGAUACAAUCAAGAGUGCUAUUCAUCAAGGACCUUAUUAUAUGGACACAAUACAAGCAAAAGAAUUUGGAGUCAUCGACAAGAUACUUUGGCGUGGGCAAGAGAAGAUAAUGGCAGAUGCUCUCUCUCCCGACGAGUGGGAUCAACGAGCAGGGGUUAAACCUGUUGAUGCAUUUUGAUUUCCCUUUAAAUGUUUAAUGCUUUGUAAUUUAAAAUCCUCUCUUCUCUUCUUUGUUACCUACAAAAAUUGUUACCUACAAAAAAAAAAUUACUUUUUAUUUUUGUAAUUUCAAUUUUAAAGAUUACUUAUGACAAUAGGCUGGUUAGUCA
Messenger RNA from Zingiber officinale, 1232 nucleotides. Its product is annotated as ATP-dependent Clp protease proteolytic subunit-related protein 3, chloroplastic-like. The transcript is spliced from 9 exons. Gene Ontology annotation, molecular function: ATPase binding; ATP-dependent peptidase activity; serine-type endopeptidase activity. NCBI's taxonomy places the organism in Eukaryota, Viridiplantae, Streptophyta, Magnoliopsida, Zingiberales, Zingiberaceae. The record is from RefSeq and is a predicted model, not a curated record. Gene Ontology annotation, cellular component: endopeptidase Clp complex. Bases 71 to 1081 code for a protein of 336 amino acids. Gene Ontology annotation, biological process: protein quality control for misfolded or incompletely synthesized proteins.